CGCAACGAACUCUGAACGCAGCAGUCGAGCCGAGUGCCCAAGAAGCCCGAGUCUGAGUUGAGUUGGGGGACCGAGUCCCGUCCCGAUUCUCGAUUCUCGAGUCUUGAGUCCCGAGGCAAACAGUCGAUAUGGCAACCAGGCCAAAAGAACGGGAGGGGCUGGCCAAAAGGGCAAGCAGACGUGUCCUCGUUCCAGGACUACGACUUCGGCUCGAUCCGAUGCGAUUCGGAUGCGCUUUCGGUUCGGUAUCGGCUUUCGACGCACUGCACUCGCUGCGGCCAGAGUUUUGAAGUUCCCGCUGGCCGAGUUUCGAAUCAGUUGCCGCCGACUUGUUGGGUCAUUUGCAUAUAAAUCGAUCAGUGCGCCAGUUAUCGAGCCAUCGCCACAUAAGCAAAACAUUUCAAUUAACUAACGAUCAAUUAUUAGAACUGGUUAAGAAAGUGUCGCGAUAAAGCCCAGUGACUUCCCGCACUAAAUAAUUCAUUAUCUGACUUUCCUGCCCGCAAUGUCAAGGACAUUGUCGCAUUGUCGUUGCCAUCCGCUCGGCUGAAGCUAAUUUCAUUGAGAAGGAAAACGAGGGGAUCCUGCCAGAAGGCUGGCGGCGCCCAACGGUGGGAAUUUCAUCAGCUGUUGUUGUUGUUGUUUAUUUCGCAGAAGCAGUCGGCCUAAUAAAAAUGCAAUUUUUAUGGUUAAGAAAAUAGAGCGCGGCCGCCGUUGUGUUGCACAUUGGAAAUUGUGCAGAAGCCAGAAGAAAAUGUGUCUUGGAAAAUGGAAAAGCACAAGUAGCAGCAGCAGCAGCAGCAAUAACAUUGAGCCAGUGAUGUAAUACAGAGCAAAAGUGAAGCGGCAAUUGGCAUUGCAAAAAAAGAAACAGAUUAUACAAUUUGUGUUGCUGCCGCACUGAACUAGGACAACAGCAGCAACAACAGCAACACUUGCAGCAGCAGCAGCAACAAGAACAACCACUAGUGAUAAAGACCGGCUGGCAACAGAGCAGCGGCCACUUGCAGCAACAUAAUUUCAAAGUCGGAGCGUGGGAAUCGCAAAUCGCGGCAGUGGCAGCAACAGCAACAGCAACAAUCGCAGCAACAACGAACUCUCGUGGCUCUCCAAAACGCUCAAUUCGCUCCCCGUUCUCGCGUUGGCGUUGCUCCGUUUCGCUCGCACCGCCGGCGCCUCUCGCUCGCACCCGCUGGGGAGCAGUCGCGUAUAUUUGGAGGCGUUGGGGCGACCGCUCACGACAGUUGUGCUUGGAACGCUUCGGAGUGAAGAUCGUGCUCGUGCGAUCGGUGCGCGUGAUAAAUACACGGCGAACAAAAUUGAGUGUAGAGUCAGUCAGACAGAGUCACGAAAAAUCAUAAUAAACACAAGUGGAAAAGCAACUGCUUGAGAGCUAAACAAAAUAAAAGAAAUUGUUUUUUACAAAUCUCGCACGUAAAUUAGCAAGCGUUCGCAAGAAACAAACCGCAUACAACAAUACUGAACAGAAAAAAAAAGAUAUUCAACAAGAAAACACAAAAAAAACCGAAAAUAUUUUGGCUGUAAAUGUGAAGAGACGAGAGACAGCGGAUUUACACCGAGUGAAAUUUGUGUCAUAAGCAGAGCCAAAACAAAACCGAAAAAGCCAAAUUCAAUAAAAGGCCAUAAGUGACUGUGAAACUGUGCAACUGUGCAACUGUAAAGUGAUGUGUGGUAAUCGAAAAACAGCAUAAAGAAUGGCCAUAGACCUCCUGAUCCUGGCCCUGCUGCUCGUCUCGUUCCUGAUCAACCUGCUGGCGCUGUGUGCCUUUUGGAUAACGCCCGGCCUGAGGACCACCGCAAAUCGCUUCACGAUCAACCUGCUGGCCAUCAAUCUCAUUGGCUGCUGCAUCUUGGCACCCACUUUGUUUCUGGGACUGCCGGGCAAGUCAGCGGACGUGGCCACAUCCACCGCCGAGACCCUGGAAUUCUUCUCGAAGCCGGGUAACCAUCAGGUGAUACUCCGUCGCAAUGGCCAGCUGGUGGAGCAGGAUGGCGUCGUGGUGCGAAAGAACAUCAGCGAAAACGGCGAUACGGUGGAGACCUUCUUCAAGUGCAACGCCACCUACUGCCGCGAGUUGACCAUCGAUGAGCGCGGAGAUGGUGGCUUUGUCAUCACCGAAACCGAAACGCACGAGGAGAACCUCUCGGCCUUUGAGAGUUCACCCACGGAGGCUCCCAUUUUGCCGCCCGUCCAACUGAGAUGUUGGUCCAUAGACAUGACAGCUGCGCUGGGAGCUCUGGCAGUGCUGCUCGUGGUGGGGGACACCUGGUGCGCCGUCACCGAUCCCCUGCGCUAUCACAGUCGCAUUUCGGGCGUGAAAACCUGGAUCUUCAUAGCACUCACCUGGGUGGUGGGCAUACUCUUCGGAGGGCUUUCCGCCUUCCGAGUUCUGGACUUCGAGGCGGACACACUGUUCAGCAGACAGCGCCGCCUGGCAGUCACGUACUUGAACAUCAGCAGCACCAACAGUAUUUUCGGAGUGGUGUACGCCAGUGUCUACUUCAUCGUAAUCAUCCUGCUGCCCUUCGGAUUCGUGUGCGGCAUGUACUGGAGGAUAUUCAGUGAGGCGCGCGGCAAUGGGCUGCGAAUGCGACAGAAUGGAUCUUCGCCGCUGCUGCAGAGCGCCUUGAAUCUGACGGCUGGCCAGCAGGCGGCCCAGGCCAAUCAGUUCUCCAAUAGCUUGUGUGUUCAUCGACAUUCCAUAUCCUCGGCCAGUUCGCAUGGCGGCAACAGCAGCCUGGGCUUGGGCGGUCUGCAAAUGCAAAUCGAUCAGCGCCAACAGCCAAGGAGUUCGCCCAGCUGUCUUCGCAGGGAUUCGGCCGCGAAAGUCCUUCUGCCCACCAUAUCCGAUGAUGGUGGCUCAGAUGCGGAAAGUGGUACCGGAGUUCAGCUGAUGCCCGUGCAGGAGCACUCACUGUCUGAUAGAAAUCAGAAUAUUAUGCUGACUCUGCAAACGGCCAGUGGUGAGAUCAAGAGGAACUACUCCGCCAGGCAGCUGCCCUUGUUGGGCACUUCGUCGCAGGAUCUGAGGGAGACCAAUCGUCUGCAGGGCAUUCGUCAGGUGCACAGCUCGCCCAAUCUCCACAAGUACACGGAACUCCGUCAGGAUUCCCUCAGUGAGGAGUGCGGUUCGCCGCAUCUUCUGGGUCACGCUCAGCGGCAGCAGCAGCAGCAGUUGCACCUGCAACAUCAGCAGCAGCAGCAUCAUCACCACCAGCAACAUCACCCGCACUUCAGUUCGCCGCGCCACCAGCAGCACGGCCACGCCCUCCAGAUUCCCGCCAUUCACGCCUCCCCCAAGGCCCUCAGCUACAUGAGCUCCUUGCGACACCGCCUGAGCAACGCCAGUUCGCUGUUCAAGUACCGCGAGGAGUCGAGAGCCGCCCGCAUCAGCAUCCUGGUGGUGGUGAUGUUUGUGGUCUCGUACCUGCCCUUCGGACUGCUGGUACUGCUGCAAUCGCGGCUGACGGCUGCCAAUUUCGGCGGAUCCUCGCAGCUGGCCAUCUUCAUGAUCCUGCUGGCCAAUCUCAGUUCGCCAUUCAUCUUUGCCUACAGGAAUAAGCGGGUGAGGCGUGGAGUCAAGCGGCUGUUUGGCCUGGACUCGUCGUCCGGUCUGCAGCGCAACUGCAGCAGCAGUGUGAAGACCAACGGCACCGCGGGACCUGCUGCAGGUGGGGCACAGUUGCAGCGCAACAGCAGCAAGUUGUCGCAGUACAGCAGCAACAGCUGCAGGUACCUCACCCCACAGAGCUCCCUGGUCGGCUCCCAGGUGCCCGUGCACACGACCUUGACCUUGAGGCCCAACAGCAGCUGCAGCACUAUCAUCAAUUUCGGCGGUGCCAGGGGUUCAGCGGACUCCGAUGAGCAGCCACCGGCAACACCACCACCCACUGCAGUUGCACCACCGCCCACUCGACCGCUGCGCCCCAAACUGCAGCGGGGCAUCACCAUUGUGGAGCACAUUGCUAUAACACCAACCACGCCCCAAAAGUUCCAGAAUCGGCGUGCCAGGCUCUUCGACAUGUUCUUCCGCAGCUCCAAGAAACUGCAGUCGGGCUGCCAGAGCCAGAGUUUGCCCACUGAGGUUUAAACGAGGGGGGAAGUUAUGAUAACUAUACAUUUAGGAACGUAGACAAACACUAAACUCGCUUGCUGAAGAAUUCUAAAAACAGUAUUCGUAAUUUGUAAGUUUAGCAAUUAACAAAGACAACUGUUUGAAUUUGAGUUUUAAGACCAGAUAAAUGCUGUCCUAGAAGCUUCACAUGCCAAAAAAACGAAACCACAAAGAAAGUCAAGCUAGAAAGUUUGAGAUGCUUUAAAGUAACACAAAAACAAAACAAAACAAAACAAAACAAAAAACAAAGUACCUUUUAAAAAAUAGAAGAAAACUGUGUACAAGUCAAAUUAACAAUGAUUGAGAGUGACGGGAGUUAUAAUCCUAGGGUGGAUAUCAAACUGAAAAGUGGAACCAAGCCAAUCCAAGUUGAGAUCGUAAUCAAUGUACCUAAGCAACUUGCAUAUGAACAUUUAAUGUUUUACAUUUUACUCAGAUAAAAUCACAGGAAAAUAGCAAAGACAGCACAGCUUUUUCGAACUUCCCAACUAGUUUAUUAUUUAUUGAAGCAAUUGUAAAUAUUUAUUAGGCAUCCACACCGCAAAGCUUUAACUCCAAAAAAACAUUCUGGCUAAACAAGAAGAGACGCAUACAUUCAAUUCAUAAGUUAAUUAAGUCAAUGUGCAAAGCAUAUGUGUAUUCUAGCCUUUAAGUUGUAGAGCCGAGUAGUCUUAAACCGAGCACCUAGUGCCGAGCAGUGCUUUUUCCACCUGGCCAACUGGAGCGAGCGUCUUUCGCAGGCGGCAUUUUCAUAUUGAAAAUGCAUUUUGGCCAGUGCACAGUUGGUGGUUUUCCAGUUGGCCAGAAACCAGCAGUCCAGCAGUCAGUCAGCAGUUAGUUAGCCUUUGGUUAGCCAACGGCUAUUGGGCUAUUGGGCCAUUAAGUCAAUUUGCUUUUUAGAACACCGCGGGCAUUGCGUGCAGCUAAAUACCUCAUUAGAUUUAAUUUAAAGUGCGAGAUGGAUGGCGGCAAAAGGCCAAAGGUCGGAGCCAUCGACACGCCCCAUGCAUAAUGCAUGGAAAAUGUUCGAUUGCCUCUGGCAUUUGUAUCAUUUGCUUUAGUAAGCUGCAGGCCAGAAAGCUUUAUACCUUAAGUUCUCCUGCUUUCCCCUUUUCCCCUGGCUGCACAGAACGCAACAAAAGCAAAACUCACACAACAAAAAACAACCUCGAAUUUAUAUUUCUAAAGUUUAUAUUUUAUAAAAGAGUGUGUGCAUAGGAAAUAUCUAUAAAUAUUCAUGCAUGUGUGUCGGACAAAGGAAAUAUUUCAAAACCAAUUAUUGUGAUGUUGAGCAAGGGGGGGCAACCAAGAAUGUAAUUUCGAAAUGCAUUAAAAAUAACUUAAAACAUGUAUUAAUAGUUAUACUACUAUAUACAAGCUUAUGUGUGUAUACAUACUUUACUAAAUAGUGAUAUUUUUUCAAAUUUAUUCAACUGUCAUUCGCUAAACCAUUCAAUGUAAGCGCAAAAAGCAAAUGUAACAUUAAACAAAACCAAUUUCAAUGUGACAAAUUAGCUUUUAAUCCGAAACGAAAAGCAACAAUUGAUGGCUGAUGCAAGUCUAAUCCGGUAUAUUCCAGCCAAGCUGCUAAUAAAUUCGAAAAUGAAACACAACACAACCAAACCAUACCAAACCACAAAAAGAGCAAGAAACUAUUCAAAUAAAAGAUUAUGUGUCUUAAAAGAAUUAA
Messenger RNA from Drosophila yakuba, 5826 nucleotides. RefSeq lists its product as uncharacterized. Gene Ontology annotation, molecular function: dopamine neurotransmitter receptor activity, coupled via Gi/Go; G protein-coupled receptor activity. Gene Ontology annotation, biological process: adenylate cyclase-activating adrenergic receptor signaling pathway. Bases 1716 to 4112 code for a protein of 798 amino acids. NCBI's taxonomy places the organism in Eukaryota, Metazoa, Arthropoda, Insecta, Diptera, Drosophilidae. Gene Ontology annotation, cellular component: membrane. The transcript has 3 exons. The record is from RefSeq and is a predicted model, not a curated record.